Molecule: messenger RNA, 1955 nt
Organism: Gadus chalcogrammus (walleye pollock)
Lineage: Eukaryota; Metazoa; Chordata; Actinopteri; Gadiformes; Gadidae
Gene: tusc2a
Product: tumor suppressor 2, mitochondrial calcium regulator a
Exons: 3
Coding region: 2-343 (113 amino acids)
Biological process (GO): regulation of mitochondrial membrane potential; inflammatory response
Cellular component (GO): mitochondrion
Source: RefSeq, a predicted model, not a curated record
GAUGAAGAUGGGAGGAAGUACGUCCAAAGCCAAAGGCGUCUGGCCUUUCUCAGGCUCAGGGGUUGGAGGUGAUUCAUCCAGUGAUGUUAGCGAACAGUCCGUGGCUCGACUCAAAGGCUCCAGAAGUGCCACACCUUUUGUAUUCACGAGGAGAAGUUCCUUGUACUUCGAUGAGGAUGGAGAUCUGGCACAUGAGUUCUAUGAAGAGACUGUUGUGACAAAAAAUGGCAGGAGGAAGUCCAAGCUGAAGAGAAUUCAGAAGAACCUUAUUCCUCAGGGAGUUGUGAGGCUGGACCACCCCCGUAUUCAUGCAGACUUUCCUGUUAUUCUCUGUGAAGUGUGAGUCACAGCAGGUCUUUCCACCAUGUAGGAUACCCACAGACGUGCUAGUCAAUCUGCUGUUAUGAAUGCUUGUGAGGAGCCACUGGCCAGUUGUUUUGGCUGCAGUAUUUUUGUCAGACCACAGUUUUGGCUCUGCUAGGCAAGAAUGUGGACUUGCGAAGAUGGAACGAGGCCUAGCGAAUAUAAAAGUCAGCUGACAAAAAUGCAAUGUGAACGUAUACACUGCAAAAUGUGAAGGUAGUUGAGCAUGGUGACAUUCUCAAUUUUACAAAUCUGUUAACUUGCGUCUUUUUCUUUUUUUUUAAUGACCCAACACUUUGGCAACCAGUAUGCAAACAUCAAGUAAAGAUGUGCUUCACCUGUUAUACGUUUGCAACAUGAGAAUAUCGUAGAUGUGAAAAGGUUUUAAUCUCUGUGUAAUGUAGCAAAGGGUGUUAGCGUGUGACUGUCUGUUAUGUGUACUUGUGUACAUAUAGGUUUGUGCGAGUGAAAGAAUGAGGGGUGAAAUUAUGAAGUUGUGCUAGGAAUAUGCGUUGUGAUAUUCUUUGUAUAUAAAGUCACAUCCUUGUAAUAUAUUGUCAUGUGUCACGUCUGUUGUUUGGGCUCAGACCUGCACUAGUGAUAUGAUGUAAAUAAUUUAGAGUUUGGAAGACUUGAAUAAAUGCUUUACUCGGAUCAUUGUGUGGAGUAGAUGUAUCUUUUCCUCCUAACCAAAUUGUAUAUUUUAAUUUAUGCUGUCUAUGAAGGCUGGGAAACUAGACUCCAUAAUAGUUGGUCAUCAUGCUAUAUGGAUUUUCAUAUAUACAUUUUAAGUUUAUCACUGGUUUUAGCCCUUGGGUUUCAAUUAAAUGUUUGUCCUAUGGAUGUUCUUGUAGUAUAACACCACUGCUCUAGGGGGCAGCAGAGGCCAGUCAGAUUUCUUCCAUACAUUAUUUUGAUUCAGCAUACUUUAUUUACUUUGGAAUGACAAUUAUGGUCUGACUAAAUGACUUCAUUAUUACAUGCAACAAAUUAAUCUUUUGUCAUGGCAUUAAUAGACAUGGUUGGCAGGAAUUCCUUUUUUGUUUUUGGGUUUGACAUAAAAUCCCUGUGAUUUAUCCCUCUUAAUAGCUCAAGUGCUGUAAGAAUUAUUUUUGUAAAAGAACUUCACAUGUGGGAUAUUCAUAAAACCCUGCAGCAUGAUAAAUUAUUGUAUAUUAUUGUGGUAAGAGUCUUAACGUGUUUGUUGAUAGUCCACAACGGUUGGCUUGGCACCAUUGCUAAAUAAUGAGAAAGAUAAAUUACAUGAGAUUAAUGAUACUCCAUAAUAUAUGGUGCACAGGUAUGAUUCUGUUUAUGACAUUUCUGUAUUCUGUGCCUUUAUCAAAAAGGUUCAAGGUUGUUUUACUCUUUAUCUGGGCGGCUAAGAGACAUUUGCAGUCGCCGUCUGCUACUUGGUUUUGCAAGGCACAAACAUUACAGAUUUGUGUUAUGACAUCACAUGCCUCAGAUGUUGGACGCUCAAUGAAAGUAGAAGGGCACAUAUCACGUUUCCCGGCCAUUGUCUCGGCUUCCUGACGGCUGCAGGGCACGGGACAUCUUGGGGGUCAACAGGAAGUGAAGGCCAGGGGGAA